Messenger RNA from Paramisgurnus dabryanus, 8278 nucleotides. RefSeq names its product zinc finger protein 609a (gene znf609a). Gene Ontology annotation, biological process: regulation of transcription by RNA polymerase II. NCBI's taxonomy places the organism in Eukaryota, Metazoa, Chordata, Actinopteri, Cypriniformes, Cobitidae. The record is from RefSeq and is a predicted model, not a curated record. Gene Ontology annotation, cellular component: nucleus.
AGCUCAGUUCAGUUGCAUUGCAUGAAUGUCUCGCAGUGAGACGCAAGCGAUCGUAAAAAAGCGCAGGACUCAAUCUGUGUGUGUAUGAGGAGGGCAAACUCUGAUCACUGGGAAUCUAUAACAACAACACUGAGAUUUAACGACGACACUCAGCCUCCGGGCUCAGGGGCUCAAAGUGAAAUGCGCGACACAUCGUUUAUUCCUCUGCUUGUUUUUGGACUGGGAUCUGAACUGAUCUGAUUGCGAUACUCCAGUCUGUCCUUGGAUCUUCAGCGUGUGCGCGUUUAUGCACGAGUGUGUGUGUGUGUGUGUGUGUGUGUGUGUGCGCGCGCGUGCAUGAGUGUGUAACCUCAGCACAUUUUGUUGGAGGGGUAUUUCUUCUGAGGGGGGGUAUUUCUGGUGUCUCUUUUGGAUGUAUGGGAUGUAUCUGGACCGGACUGGACCCUUUGGGGGGGUAACAAUGUGGGUAACUGGGAUGUGGAAACCAACAGGACCCUGAGGCUGAUGUAAACGCCCUUCCUGACUGCCUCAGCCCUCUGAGAAGGUCAGAGCUCCCUGUGGCACGCUUGGGCCGUUGGCACUAAGAUGUCCCUCAGUAGUGGCACUGCAGGCGGGAAAGGUGUGGACUCGAAUGCGGUGGACACUUACGACAGUGGGGAUGAGUGGGAUAUCGGUGUAGGCAACCUAAUCAUUGACCUCGACGCUGACUUAGAGAAAGACAAGCUUGAAAUGUCUGGCACCAAGGACGGGGACGGAAUGGCAGCAGCGCCUAGCGCCGUAGCGGCGUUGCCUGACAACAUCAAGUUCAUUAAUCCUGUGCCGCCUCCGCCCAUCAAAGACAGCAAAUCCAAAGCUAAACGUAGCAAGAAUUCCAAGGACAGUAGCAAAUCUUCAACCCCUGACGGGUCUAAGAAAGACACUCAGGGGCCGACCCCCAACGAAGGCACCGGGCCGGUCUCGGGAAGCAGUUCCACGACGGUACCCGCCUCCGGUAAGGGAUCGGAUAAAGGUGUUAAGGCCUCCCGUGGUGUUCCUAGUGGAAAAAAGGACAAAGAAAGUUCCGGGAAAAGUAAAAAGGAGAAAAGCGACAGAGUUCAAGCUGGGACCCUGCCCCCAGAGAAGGACAUGGUGACUCAGGUUUUGCCUCUGGGGCAGGCCCGCAGUGCCCCGUUUGAUGGGGUGCAAAAUACGGACAGUGCUGAACAAUUAGGGAAUAUAACCCUCGAUGCUGCUGGAAUAGUCGCACCCUUAGCUAUCAAAAGCGAACCCGAGGAAUUGGACAAUAUUGACUGCAGGAACAUGAAGAAAGUCAAAAGUGAGAAGAUGGAGUCUCCAGUGUCUACACCGGCACCACCACCUCUUCACCUCAUUGCACCUGUAGGCAACAGUGACAUCUCCUCCUCAUGUGAACAGAUCAUGGUCCGCACGCGUUCGGUGGCCGUCAACACCUCUGACGUUUCUCUAGCCACUGAGCCUGAAUGUCUGGGUCCAUGUGAACCUGGUACCAGUGUGAACCUGGAGGGCAUAGUCUGGCAGGAAACUGAGGAUGGUAUGCUGGUUGUAAAUGUUACCUGGAGGAACAAAACCUAUGUGGGCACCCUUUUAGACUGCACUCGACAUGACUGGGCACCUCCACGGUUCUGUGAGUCACCCACAAGUGAUUUGGAGAUGAGGAAUGGCCGUGGACGGGGCAAGAGAAUGAGACCCAAUAGCAAUACGCCAGUCAAUGAAAACAGCAAUUCUUCUGAUAAUAAAGGCAGCAACAACAGCAAGACUCGAGCUGCAUCGAACAAUAAGGGGCGACGGGGCAGUCAGAAUUCCUCUGAACGUCGCACUCCGCCAAACAGUAAUAUAGAGGAUGUAAAGACUAGUCCAUCAUCUGCUAACAAACGCAAGAACAAACCUGCUUCAGACAUGGAACCCAACUCAAGUUCAGAGGACACAAAGGGUAGCAAACGUAUGCGUACCAAUUCAAAUAGCGGAAUACCUCACCCUGUUCUUCCACUCUCCAACAUCAAAGCAGAACCCUUGCCCCCCUCUUUGGAUCGCAACUGCCCUUCACCGGUGCUCAUAGACUGUCCCCAUCCCAACUGCAACAAAAAAUACAAGCACAAAAACGGCCUGAAGUAUCACCAAGCUCGUGCUCACAAUGACGAUGACCUCAAGCUGGACAUUGACGGUGAUAGUGAGUAUGGCGAGGACUCCACCUUGCACCCAGAGGCGAGCAGUUGCAAUGGUGCAUCUAUUUCCCAGAAGGGCUGUUCUUCUCCCGCACGGUCGAUCACCCCAAAAGGCAGAGGAUUCGAUGCCCAAAGCCCAUCACCGUCAUCAGGAAAGUUCAGCUCUAAGCAGCCUGGCAAGAAGAAGCUGGAGGCCGAGCAUGACGCAGGUGUGCCCAUGGACGGCUGUGAGGAUGGCCCAUGCCUUACAGACGAGGCGAGUAAUGAUGGCAUUGAUGAUAAGAAAGAUAAAGCCAAGAAGUCUGGAAGUGGUGCGAAGGCAGACAAGCUUGCUCAGAAGGGAAUGAAGUCCACAAAGCCCCUUGGUCCCUCUUUACCUCCACAACAGUUGUACGGCUUACCAACUUCUGGCUUCCCUGCCCCCAAUUCUGGCUCUUCAAGUAUGGGCUCUGUUGUCCAGUCCGUUAGCAAGAGUCCCCAACUAAAAACCAUUCAACCCAAACCUGCAGUAACGGGAGAUCCCUCGAUAAACCCAGCUUCGAGCGGCUCGAAGGACAAGAAGAAGAAAGAGAAGAAAAAGAAGGAGGGUGUUAAGGAAGGGGACAGUCCAAAGGCCCCUGGAAAAGGAGGAAAACCUGAAGAAGGUAAAAGUCCAUAUUCUGAAAGCUCAGACCAAGGCAGUAGGAGCGAGGGCAUGUUAAAUGGUUCCUCAGAUCCACAUCAAAGUCGGCUAGCCAGUAUGAAAGCAGAGGCGGACAAAAUCUACAGUUUUUCUGACAAUUCUCCAAGUCCAUCCAUUGGUGUGGCUAGUCGGAUAGACAGCGGGGGGAUGCCACAACCUCUCACUCCACUUCAUGUGGUUACCCAAAAUGGGGCAGAUAACUCUUCUGUGAAGACCAACAGCCCAGCAUACUCGGACAUUUCUGAUGCAGGGGAGGAUGGAGAGGGCAAGGUAGAGGGCAUGAAGGUUAAGUCUGAGGAUCAGACUGCUCGAGAAGGUGCCAAGAAAUCACUUUUCCCAUCCCAGCCACCCAACAAAGAUUCCACUUACUAUCCCAAUUAUGAAACGUACUAUUCGCCCAAUUAUGGCAACCCAAACCCCAGUCCAGGAGUCUCUAAUGCUGCCACAUCACUGCAAGAUGGUGCAGUGAAGGUGAAAAAAGAGGAAGACCUAGAACCAGUUAUUGAGAAGGCCAAAUCUGAGCAACCUGAAGAACGAAAGCCUGACAUUAGUGCAUCCCCUCAACAGCAACAACAGCUGCAGCCUUCAGUCAUUCAGCAGCGUUCUAGCAUGUUCAUGCAGCCACUUUAUUACAAUCAGUAUGCAUAUGUACCUCCAUAUGGCUAUGCCUCCCCAGAUCAGGCGUAUCAUAACCAUAUGAUGAGCACAAACCCAGCUUACAGGCAACAGUGUGAAGACCGACAGCGGCAAGCAGCUGAGCAGCAUCGUGCCGCUGAGAAAAAAUCAGAUGCUGCUCAAAAAGACAGGGAAGCCUCCCUAAAGACUGAAGAAUGGAAGCAGAAAGCUUCAGUUCCCCCUAGCUUGUCUAAAGCUCCAAGCCUCUCAGACCUAGGUAAGCCUUCCCCACAGGGCAAGCCCAAAGAUCCCUCAGAACCAAGCAAGUCAGUCAUUAUCCCCAAAGUGGAAGAUGGCAAAGGCCAGACUCAGCAGAGUGAGGGCUUGAAAAUGAAGCUCAGUGAAACAGGGCAUCAUGGAAAGGAGGAGCAAAAACCAGGCCUUGAGUCUGGAAGAUCAGCUAUGGAGCAGGCCAUGUACAUGUAUCGACAGGAGCCAGACUCACGACUGUGGCCCUACGUUUAUCCCAGCAAGUAUCCUGAUGCUCAGAAACAGAUCGACGAGGAGAGAUGGAAGGAAGAUAGAGAACGUGAGCGGGAACGAGAACGCGACCGCGAGCGAGAAAGGGAUCGAGAUCGGGACAGAGAACGUGAAAGAGAACGUGAAAGAGAUAGAAAGGGAAAAGAUGAAAGGCCACGCCAUAAAGACACUCCCUCUAAAGAGGAAAGCAAGGAAAGUGUGGAGCCGAGAACCUCGUCAGCUUCAGAGGAGCACAGAGGAGUCGGCAAAGAUCCACGGGCACACAUACAGUUUUCCUCACCUCUGCAGCAGCACCAGUAUAUGUCCUACAUGCACGGAUAUCCCUAUGCUCAAGGUUAUGAGCCCAGCCAUUCAGGUUACAGGAUGCCCACAGUCAUGAUGCAAAACUACCCUGGGUCGUACCUUUCGCCAGGAUUCUCGUUCUCUCCAUAUGGCUGUAAGAUGCCCUCUGGUGAGGAGGGUGAGAAGUCUCGUGCCAGUCCUACAGUGAGCAGCAAGUCUGAGUCCAAAGCUUUGGACAUCCUGCAUCAGCAUGCAAGCCAGUAUAAAAGCAAAUCGCCAACAGUUGGUGAAAAGAUGCCUCAUGAAAGAGACAGAAGCGGGAGUGACAGGGAUAAAGACGGUGAACGCCCAAGAUCUUCACCCUCACAGCGGCUCAUGCCUUCCCACCAUCACCUGGGCUACCCGCUACUCCCAGGGCAGUACGACCUGUCCUAUGCUGCAGGUAUUUCUUCUUCAGCCAUUGUUGCCAGUCAGCAAGCCUCUGCCCCCUCAAUCUACCCCCCACCACGGAGGUGAGAAUGGGAGAAGUGACUGGCUGCUUUUCCACAGACAUGUGACUGGUUCACAUGAGGACAUGGUGUUGAGCGUAUGGCAUCAGUUCAAUGAUGUUCCUGAUUUCUUUCCGAUUCCUUUUUUUUUUUGGUGUCUUUGACCGCCCACCAUUGUCAGAGAGAGAAAGUGGAAACCCAGCUGAACUCCCCAACACCUGCGCUCACAUCUGGAUGUGCGUUUAUAUCCAGACGCUCCUCUCUCUGUGCUGCUGGCUCCAUACUCAGGAGAGAGGAGAUGCGGCCCGUCUUCAUUCGAUGCGCAAAUGGACCUGAGUUUGGGACAUUUUGAAUGAUAUUCUGGAAGUCACUACGUUAUUUUGUGUUAAAGCCUGGGCUUUUAUGAACCGCUGCUCUAGAGGAUUACAAUUUUUUGGGCAUCUUUGUUGUCGCCUUUCAGCUUUCUACAUAUACCAUGUCACACUCUCUGUGGACUCUAUGCAAGUGGAUUAAGCUUGAUUUUCUCACUUCAGUCAGGGCACUAAACUCGGUUUGUGUUACAUUUAAAGCUUUCCAGUCCACACAAUUGAGCUGAUAGACCACACAUCUGUUUUGUUCAGGAUGCACUUGCCUUUCAAACGUUUAUUAUUUUCUUUUUUUUUAUUAUGGAUGAUUAACAAAUCACCCACAGUCACUCCAUUACUUGUUUAAGCACUGGACAUUUGCUUUGCAAAAGCAGCAGUAGAUGGGCUUUUUCUUCAAAAAGACGACAAUUAUUUCAGCGAUGGUCUGUAUUUCAGUUCUGUGACAUUUGGAUCAUCUGGGUUGUGGAGAAAGAUGAAGCAUUGGUUGCUCUCUGACAUGUGGUGUCCCCAAAGGCAGGACCUUCAGAUUGGAUUUACGUGGAGUUUAGUCCUGUUUUUUGUUGCUGUACCAUGCGGCAUACAUGUAUGGACACAUUGGGAUGCAUUGAUAUGUUGCUUGUGACUCUCAAGACAGCUUAAAGCGAUCUGAGUAAGAUAACCCCAAGUGCAAGUUGUCAGUCCACACUGAUCCACAAAAGACCCGAGCUAUAAACUCGCUCGCUGCCUACUGCUGUCGGGUUCCCUCACUUUCGUCUUUGUGUUUGCAUGGUAAUAAUCCAGCACUCAGUUAAAGCAUUAACCCAAACCGAGAGCAAUGUGACCUGUGCGGGCGCCUUUACUUUACUUUUCUCCCCUCACUAUGUGCUUUCUGUAUAUAUUGUACAAAGGAAUUAUUUUAAAAAAGGUUGUUGGAUGCUAUCGGAUUUUCUUACUUUCUCUCUUUCGUCUGUUAGCCUUUUUUCUACCAUUGUUGACAAAAUAUAUCAACAUGUAGCUGAUAUAACAACUUUAUAUUGGAAGGUUUUUUUACUAAUUUUUCUACCCCUCCUCUUCAAAGCCAAGUCAGUCCCACUCCGCUUUGAACCAUUUGGCCUGGUGAUGGUGCGUUCAAACAGCAGGAGGAAGUGUUGGAAAAGAAAUAUCCAGAGUUGGGUGCUAUCCUAAGCUUAUUUUUGCCAGUAAAUCAUCACUUGUGUCAAUCUUAAUCUCUCAGGAGAGCAUUCAUAAAAUUACAGCCCUUUUAAAGGAAUACAUCAGCCAAAAAUGAUAUUAAAGCCAUGAUUUACUCACCCUCAAGUAGUGCUGCCUCACGAUUAAUCGCGACUAAUAAUUUGCAGAAUAAAAGUUUUUGUUUACAUAAUAUGUGUGUACUGUGUAUAUUAAUUAUGUAUAUAUAAGUACACACACAACACACGCAUGUAUAUAAUUAAGAAACAUUUGCAUGUGUAUAUACAUGUUUAUAUUUACAUAUAAUUGAUAUUAUAUAUGAAUAUAAAUAUUUGUUAUAUAAAUAUAUUUUUUCAUUAAAUUAUACAUGUGUGUGUGUGUGUGUGUGUGUAUUUAUAUAUACAUAAUUAUUAUACACAGUACAAACACAAAUCAUAUGUAAACAAAAACUUUUAUUCUGCAAAUGAUUAGUCACGACUAAUCGUGAGGCAGCACUACCCUCAAGCCAUCUAAGAUGUCCAUUAUUUUUCAGACAAACUCAUUUUUUGUUAUUUUAGAAAAUGUCAGUUUUUAUAAUAUAUGAAUAUGGGGUCCUCCUCCUUCAAGCUCAAAGAUUGUGCAUCCAUUCUUCAAAAACGUUAUCCAAAUGGCUCAAUGAGGAUAAACAAAGGCCUUUUGAAGGUAACCCAUGCACUUUUGUCAUAGAAAUAUCCAUAUUUAAAACUUUACAAACUAAAUAACUAGCCUCUCUCCUGAAUGCAGAGGCGUCUAAGAUGGUGGUGUUACGGGAAGCUAGUUAUUUUAAUUUGUAAAGUUUUAAAUAUGGAUAUUUUUAUGACAAAACCGCAUGUGUUACCCUAAGAAAGCCUUUGUUUAUCCUCAUGAAGCCGUUUGGAUGACUUUUGUGAAGGAUGGAUGCACAUUAUUUGAGCUUGAAGAAGGAGGAACACACAUUUCACAAAGAUUUGGGACAUUUUCUAAAAUAACUAAAAAUGUGUUUGUCUGAAAAAUGAUGGACAUAUGGAUCUCGGUCAGCUUGAGGGUGAGUAAAUCAUGGGGUUUCAUUUAAUUUCUUGGCCUAACUUUCCCUUUAAAAUGCUUGGAAUGUCAAUCGCUCUCAGUUUCGUGUUAGACAACAAAUUUCAAUAUAUCAUCCUUAUUGUUUAGUCCCAGUGCAGAUCACCUAUUCAUUUCCAAAAAUCUCCAGGGAAAGUUCUUCAGUCUUGUAUUUGAAUUAAAAGCAUUAUUUACUGUACCAUCACUUCCUCUUGUUUGUUUUGAACGACUGCGUUUGCUUAACACAUCAAAGUUUAAUUUUGUUGCAGGACCGGUCCGGAGGUCAGGUCUCUCUUUACCUAAACCUAAAAACAAAAGGAUACUGCAGCACUGGUCUCUCUAUAUAUAUUCAGAUGGUAAUAAUCUGACUUUUAGUUGUUCUGUGUUUAGCCGGUAAACCUGUGCUGUGUGGUGACUUGAUUUAUAAUUGUUUGAGGAAAAAGCGCUUGAUUGUUUUAAUUUAUUUUUCCAGGGUUCUUUUUUCUUUUUGUUUGUAGAAAGACCGGUUUGGUUUUAACAGGUUCACACAUUUGUUCACUAUUGUCUCAGACGGUGCUAAUAUAGUCUGCCCUGUGCGAUCAUCGCAGGAAGAGGGAAUUUACUUUUGCUUUCGUUUUCUAGUUUACUUUAGUAUUGACUCCUCCCACCACCUGUUAAGCUCCGCCCACCCCACACCCACAGAGUGCAGUGGCUCAGUGUUUGUCAUCAUCGGUACUUGAAAGAAAGAUGUUUACACUUUCUAAUGUCUGUGUGUUUGGAUACAUUUCUCUUUCCCUGCCUCUGUCCCGCUCUCUCUUCCUCGAGAUCUCUCGUGUAAAGUGUAAAUUGCUACAUUUUUUAUACAAUACUGUAACUUGCCUUUGUACAUUUAGGCAGAAAAUAAAUCUUUUUAUGAGACAAUCA